AAUCUUAAGUUGUUGUUACUUAGAGGCUAUUAUUCUGUUAUGUUAGUGCGCUGUAUGUUGGCCCCAAACUAAAAUGAGUUCGACAGCCCCCGUAUAAAUUCUGUCAAUAAAUGUUUUAUUGUGAAAUGACAAAGCGGAAGUUCUUUUCGUUGGGUGGGUCGACGCACGUGCAGCAGGAUGUUUUGCUAGAUUCGCCAGCAGCGAGCAGCGCUUUGUCGUUGUUCUGGUCUGCCACGUUUAGGCGCCUAUUUCACGGGACUUUGACGUCCGUCGAGUUUGUUUUCUUUCCACAUUCCACUAGGACUUGUAUUCGUAGAUGUUUUGCGGUUUUUUAUUCUUCUUAAGGUCAAGCUUAAAUAUCGAUUCGUCGCUUGAUUGACUGGGAAACCAUGGCUGUUGCUGGACGGGGCGGUCGGUUGAUUGGGUUUUCUCUCGUACAGAUGCCUCGCAACCGGAUAGUCGCACCGGUUUUAUUGUGACUUUUCCAACCCCGAGGGUGCCAAGAGCCAUAACGCUGCCAAAUUAAAGCUUGAUUCUGCUGCCAAUCUCUGUACCUGUGUCAACCAUGGAGACCACUCAGGUGACCUUAACUGUCAGGGGACAAACAUCUCCAGGGGAGGUGAUUGCAGUUGUCGGCAGCUGCGAAGCCCUGGGAAGCUGGAGUCAUCAAAAAGCUGUGACCUUAAAUCCUCUUGGUGACGAUGCAUCCACGUGGACCACCACCGUCACUGUACCUCAAGGUGUUGUUUCCACGUAUCGCUAUUUCAAAGGCUUCUUUCUGGAGUCGAAGGGUGCAGGUGGCCCCUGUCAGGUGAUAGUCAAUAUGUGGGAGACCCAUCAUCAGCCCCGCACGAUGAGCCCCACAGCAGCACACCAGACUAUUAAUGAUGGACAAUUUGGAAUUCACAAUGGGGUGAACUGUGUUGACUCCGGGUGGCUGACCUGCCAGACAGAAAUCCGCCUGCGCCUGCACUAUUCUAAGACGUGUCCGGUGUCCAUCACCAAGAAGAAAUUCAAGAAGUCCCGUUUCAGGAUCAAGCUGGCAAUAGAGGGCGUAGAGGAAGAGGAGGAUGAUGAUGAUGAGGAACUCAGUCCGCCCACUUGGCCCAAGAUGACCACCACUCUGGAAACCAGUAUGAUCAGCGCCAAUGGCUACAAGUCACGCCACUCGCAGCCCGAGUGUGGGUACGCUCUGGGUCCCUUCCAGUGGACCGAGUACAGCAUCCACACCAUGGAGCCAGACAACCUGGAGCUCACUUUUGAGUUUUUUGAGGAGGAUCUGAGUGAGCACGUAGUCCAGGGGGACGUCCAUCCAGGACAUGUGGGCACAGCCUGCCUGCUCUCUUCCUCGUUUUUGGAAAGUGGCAAAGACAUUGGAGUAGCCACACUUCCAAUAAUGGGACGGAACUUCAGGCAGACCAUCGGGAAAGUAAGAGUGGAUUACUUGGUAAUCCGACCCAUCCAGGGGUUCCAGUGUGACAUGAGCUCGUCGUACACCAAGUACUGGAAGAAAAGAAGCACGCUGCACGUGGGCCACAGAGGAGCAGGCAGCACACACGCAGCCAAGCACCACAGAAUCAGAGAAAACACAAUUGCCUCAUUCAAAAGUGCUGCUAGUCAUGGUGCAGCCUACGUAGAGUUUGAUGUUCACCUCUCCAAAGAUGCUGUUCCUAUCGUAUAUCAUGAUCUGACUUGCUGCAUAUCCACUAAGAAGAAAAAUGACAAUGCUCUGGAGCUGAUUGAGGUGCCAGUGAAAGACCUGACAUUUGAUCAGCUGCAGCUUUUAAAGCUGGCCCACGUUACUGCCAUGAAGGGAAGUGAUCACAAAGAUCUGCUGGAAGAUGAAGAAGAAGUUGAUGAGCAUCAGCCGUUCCCGUCGCUCUCACAGAUUUUCCAAGCUGUUCCUGAACACGUCGGCUUCAACAUCGAGCUCAAGUGGAUUUGCCAGAUGAAGGACGGGUCAUGGGAUGGCAACUUAUCCUCCUACUUCAACAUGAACACCUUCCUCGACAUCGUCCUGUCCUGUGUUCUGCAAAAAGGCGGAAAAAGACGCAUCGUCUUCUCCUGUUUCGACCCAGAUAUUUGCACCAUGGUGCGUCACAAGCAGAACAAGUACCCCAUCCUUUUUCUGACUCAGGGAAUCUCAGACAAGUAUCCUGAGCUGAUGGACAUCCGAUGCCAGACCACUCAGAUUGCCAUCAGCUUCGCUGAGAGUGAAAAUAUCUUGGGAAUCAGUGCCCACACUGAGGAGCUGUUAAAGAACCUGAGCUUCAUCGGAGACGCCCAGUCCAAAGGCCUGGUGGUGUUCAGCUGGGGAGAUGACAACAACGAUCACGAAAUCAGAAGGAAGCUGAGAGAGCAGGGCAUUGAUGGGCUCAUCUAUGAUAGCAUCUGUGAGGACCAAGGAGAGCAGGCAAACAUUUUCCAGGUAGAGGAGCAGCACUCCCUGCAGGAGGUCAUCACAGAGGAGACCCUGAAGAGCUCCGCUUGUUCCUGCUACUCCAUCCCCUGCUCCAUGGCGCCCUGCAUCGCCCCCAAAGCCCAGGUUGAGAGCGCGGAGUCCGAUUCCGGUGUCAGCUCCUCGUAAAUUUACCUUAACAUAUAUCUUUAAAUCCAUCUCGUUGCACGCGUGCACUCGAGAGACUCAAGAUGGGAACAGAUGAUUAAACCACAGAGUGUUCUUUUCUCAAGAAAGGCUGAUUUUGGCAACGUUUCUCGUUUCGUCCUCCGCUCAUUCAUAGUUGCACACAAGUAAAACCACUUCCAUGUUCUCCACUCCACUCACUACGCUACAGAGGUCGUCUGCUGUAUUCAUUUAAGUUUCAUAACUUGGAACUUUGCAUUGAAAGAGGUGGUGGAUGUUUAGUCAGAACACAAAGGCAGCCAUACACAUUUAUUAUUAUUAUUAUUAGAUUGUUUUCACAUUUGACAGACAAAGACCUGUUCAUCUACGUCUGAAUAAUAGCAGUAUUUAUGAAGCCAAUGUGUUCCAUCUCUUCACAGUCUUAAGUGCUAAAGAGUAAGUUAACUGGGGAACAGGUGCAGAAACUAUGUCAAUAGGUUUAUGAUGAUUUGAGAUUAUGCUGUCAUUCUUUUUUUUAUUAUUAUUAUUCGGCUGUUAUGUUUUUAUCUGUGCAUGACGCCAUCAGGUGAAGUGUUAUUUUUAUUGUCUCGAUUCGCGGGGUGAGUAAUUAUUUGGCUGUGUUUCCAGCAAACUGCUCCAGUCUGUUGCUGGGUAGGUCUUGCCGAAAAACAAAUAAUACAAAGAUAUGCAGUUGAAUGACGGAGCCGCUCGCUAUUAAUGAAAACUCGCUUCUUGGUGGCACUUAAAAGAAAUCAGAUGAAUGUCCUCAUGAAUGACGUGUUUCUCCUUGUCAUGCCUUUAAAUUCCUACUUAUCAGCUUGCUGAGUUACUUGCUGUUGAUGUGAAUUACACACUACAUACUCGAUGUACUGGAUGUCUAUUUGCUUGAGUCGAGGAAAAGCAGAAGAAUGUUUUCUAUGCGACAGUUCAAACGCAUACCAGAGCCUUAUGGGAGAGAAAUGUGUGUAUCUCUGGUCUUUUGUUUCACAGCGUCAUUAGUACCCCACUCAUCGUCUGCUAGAAUAAACCAUAGAUGAAAUUGUACAGAAUUACGAAAUACUUCCAAUACUUCCUGUCUGUAAUUCCAACGCUUCACAACAACACCCUCUUUCUGCCACAAAGAUAAGAAGUCAAUCUGUAUAUUAUGCUCUUUGUACAUAGUGUAAGUCCCAGCACACAGUCCGCUACAAACUCACGAUGCAUGCAUUGUCUGUAUAUCUGUAAGAAUGAAAACCAGGAAAAAUGUAUAGACUUGAUGUGUGACUGCCACUUGUAAUGUAAAUUAAAUCUAAACCUGUAUUUGC
This is a messenger RNA of Mugil cephalus (flathead mullet), 3888 nucleotides long. It is a transcript of the gene gpcpd1, whose product is annotated as glycerophosphocholine phosphodiesterase 1. Bases 566 to 2587 code for a protein of 673 amino acids. Gene Ontology annotation, molecular function: glycerophosphocholine phosphodiesterase activity; starch binding. Gene Ontology annotation, biological process: glycerophospholipid catabolic process. NCBI's taxonomy places the organism in Eukaryota, Metazoa, Chordata, Actinopteri, Mugiliformes, Mugilidae. The transcript is spliced from 20 exons. The record is from RefSeq and is a predicted model, not a curated record.